AUGGACGACCGCACAGUGGACAAGAUCUUCGCCGGGCAGCUGGACACCUUGCCUCCGGUCAGCUCGAAAGUGUGUCGUAUUUUCACCUCCUCGACAUUCACAGACAUGUUGAUGGAACGUAACACUCUUAUGGCUGAAGUUUAUCCAAGACUCAAGGAGUUUUGCAGAGAAAAACAUGGUCUCGAGUUCCAGGUGGUAGACAUGAGAUGGGGCGUGAGGGACGAGGCAACAGACGAUCACAUGACUACUGAACUCUGCAUGAGGGAGAUUGACAACUGCCAGAGACUCUCCAUGGGGCCGAAUUUCGUGUUCUUCGGCGGGCAAAAGUACGGCUACAGACCCAUUCCAACCGUGAUCCUCGGCUCUGAACUCCUCAUGCUACGCGAAGCCCUCAUCAACAUGGGCGUGGACACCAUCCUCAUCGACACCUGGUACAAGAGGGAUUCCAACGCCGUACCUUUCGUCUAUAUCCUUCAGCCAAUAUCCUCCAUCCUCGUCAAUUUCAACAACAAGCGCGUUCCCAAGCUCCAAGCGCAGGACCAAGCCACGUGGUGGGACACUCUGAGCAAGAUGCAGAAGCUCUUGCGAAAGGCGGCCCAAGCUUGCUAUAACACACACAAGAUGGAUAAGGAAGCGAUGCAUAAUUACUUCAUGUCGGUGACGGAACGAGAGGUCAUCAACGGAAUCCUGUCCGUGAAGAACACGAAGAACCACACGCUGGCCCUUGUCCGCUACAUCAACAACAUCAACUUGCAGAACCUACGUCGAGCGGCCAAUUUCAUCGACAUCGUGAACCGACAGAUCGACGGGGAAGCCAUGAAGCUCUUGUCCGAUCUGAGGGACGUGAGGCUUCCGGCGAGGAUCGAGGCUUCCAACUACCAUAGAUACACAGUCGAGUGGAUAGGGCGAGAGGGCCUGGCGAAGGAGACCCACGGCGAGUACCUGCAGGAGUUCUGUACACACUUCUACAAGGGCAUGACCAAACUCAUCGACCGGGCCAUGAGGAAGGAAGAUUCAUCGGCACAGGGACAGAUUAUUACCGAGAUUCUGCAGCAUCUUCAUGCUUGUAAGAACUCCGUGCAGGUCUUCUACGGGCGCGAGGAGGAAGUGAAGAAGGUCGAGGACUACAUCAAGGGCCCCUCCGUCAACCCCCUCCUCCUGCACGGGGCAGGGGGGUGCGGCAAGACCUCCCUCCUGGCCAAGUGCGCCGCCAGCAGCUUCGAGUGGCUCUCUCACGCCAAACCUAUCCUCGUCAUUCGCUUCGUCGGGACUUCCCCGGAGUCGACGGCCCUCACGCCCUUGCUCACCUCGAUCUGCCAUCAGAUAUCCUACAAUUACAUGCUUCCAUUUGAGGAUAUUCCGGACGAUCUUGUGCCUCUUACAGCCCAUCUCAAGGAACUGCUCAACUGUGCCACGACGCAGAUGCCACUUCUGAUCUACCUGGACAGCGUGGACCAGGUCACAGGCGCCACCGAUGCCAACCGUAUGUCUUGGAUUCCCACCAGGCUUCCUCCCAAUGUUAAGAUCGUGGUGUCCUGCGUGUCGGAGGACAACGACCCCGAGCUCUCUAAAGACUACACGCUCCUGCGCAGGAUGAUUGACAACAUAGACAAUUUCCUAGAAGUGAGGGCGCUGGGAGAGGACCUGGCCAUGGACAUCAUCAAGAAAUGGAUGUGCACCGCCAAGCGUGACCUGAACAACUACCAGUGGCGAGUGGUGAGUAACGCCAUCUCUCGGUGCUCUUUGCCCAUCUUCGUCAAACUCGUCUUCGCUGAGAUCUGCCGCUGGAAAAGCUACAGCAAGCCACAGGACACGUAUCUCGCCUCCAACGUGAUGGAUUCCAUAAUGAUGCUCUUCUCCAAGGUCGAAGUCAAGCACGGACGUCUGUUGGUAUUCCACGCUCUCGCCUACAUCACCGCCAGCAAGAACGGUCUUUCGGAGAGUGAGCUCGAGGAUCUCAUCUCGCUCGAUGACAAGGUCCUGGACGACGUAUACCAAUACCACAUGCCGCCCGUCCGUCGCAUCCCGCCCCUUCUGUGGACGAGGAUAAGGAACGAUCUCCCCAACUACCUGUCUGACUGUGAGGCUGAUGGGGUCUCGGUGCUAAAUUGGUACCACAGACAGUUCAAAGAAGCCGCCAUCAAGAGAUAUUUCACCAACCAGAACAUGGCACAAUAUUUCUACUCCAUGAUCGCUGACUAUUUCCUGGGCACUUGGGGGGGAGGCAUACCCAAGCCCUUCAAGUACACGGAGAUCCAGAGGCAUAGAUUCAACCUGAAGAGUAAGGAAGGCCUGGCCGAUAGGAAGGUCCCUGCACAACCUCUGGUCUAUUAUAACAAGGACGGGAAAGUCAGCCGCUAUAAUUUACGUAAGUUCGGAGAGCUGCCGUACCACCUGAUUCGAGCACGGAGGUUCGAGGACCUGUACAAACACGUGCUUUUCAACUACCAGUGGCUUCAUGCUAAACUCAGCUCGUGUCCUCUGCAAGCUGUCCUUUCUGACUUUGAGGAUGCCAUCGCUCACAUCGACGACAGAGACCAGAUAAGAGAGCUGAUGUUAGUAGCGGAUGCCUUGAGACUGGGUGGCGCCAUCCUCUCCCAAUACCCGGACAUGCUGGCACCACAGCUGAUAGGGCGUCUUCUGCCCGAAAUGGAGACGAAUCCCAAUGUCAAGAGCCUCCUGCUGCAGUGCGACGCCGAGGGCAUAGAUCACUGUGGUCUCCUGCCGACCUAUCACUGUAGCCACACGCCUGGGGGUCCACUGAAGUAUUCCCUAGAAGGCCACCAGUUCGCCGUGUUCGGAUUCCGACUGACGAACGACUUGCGCUACAUCGUCAGCGUUUCGAACAAGUUCAUCACGUGGGACCUGUCGACAUCUGACCUGACACGCGAGGUCAUCCCGGGCAUUGAAGGCAUUAUGCAAGAUCUUGUUCUUUCUCCAGACAACAAGUACUCCAUUGCCCACACUAACAACAGUCAGACGGUUCUCCUCAACAUGCUAACCAGUGAGUUCUUCCUACUCGAAAAUCCUAUGCCAGGGGAAACUGUCAUAGGUUCGCUCCUGUCAGACUCAUGCGCUGUCAUCCACGGGGAAAGGUCAUGGGUUUUGUACACACUCAGAGGAGAAAUCAAAGAGCGUGUGAGUUCCCCCGUCGACAAACCCAUACUGUUCAUGGAUUUCAAGGGCCCGCAAGACUACUCUAUUAUCUGCUGGUCAGGUGACUUCGAUGACAAGAACCUCCUUAUACAUACGGUGGUCGAAGGAAAUGCCUUCGAGAAUCUAGAUUUCCACAGGUAUUCCAAGGACGAGGUCAUGAAUAAUUCCGAUAAAAAAAAAAUCUUCCUUAUUAUCAGCGUGAUGACCUGGACAACUUGCCGCACUUACCUGUACUGCUGCGUGCAAGAACAUGGCCAGGAUGUGUGUGCUUUCACCAAGGGCGAAUCGUCGUGGAUGCUGGAUAGGAUUAUCGCCCCUAAUGACGAGAAACUCCUUAUGCUACACCUGACUCACGACCAGAAACACUUGAUCGGGACCUUUAUGUUAGGUUUUAAGGUAUGGGAAGUGGAAUCGGGCAAAGGCUGGACGCUCAGACUACCCCACGGAAUCAGGAACAUAUCCACGCAGCUGCUGAAGUCAAAUUCCUGCGUCCUGUCCAAAGGCUACAAGUAUGCUGUAGCUGGUGUGAGGAAAAACCUCUACGUGUGGGAACUAGAAACCCAAGAACUUCUCAAGGUUUUAGACGCUCAUUUUGGCCGAAUUAUGGACAUGGUGGCUCUGACUGUCGGCAAUUGGAAUUCUGUGAUAACUUCCUCUCUCGAUCGGACGGUUAAAGUGUGGAACAUCAAUAAUAUUUUCGAACAAGUCCACGUCAUCGAUCGCCACGAACUGCAGGUCGACGAUAUCAGCUUGGCCGUCACUCUACCCCUAGCCGUCACAGUGACCAGGAAUUGCGUGGGAAUCUGGAAUCUCAAGCUGGGCAAGCUAGUGAGCAAACUAGCAGACUCUCCCCUCGGUGCUAUCGUCACUCACGCAAAGAUCACAAAUAAUAGCAGGUACAUCGUGUCUACGGAAUCGGGCAACGUUCUCUUCUGGAUGGUUCGUGCUGAAGCUGUAGUGUUCAAGGCAGAACAGAAGAACGUCCAACAGCUGAUGCUCCUCGACGACGAUACCAAAUGUGUCACCGUGUCGAAGAUCUCAGAGGGCACCGGAGAGCCCUCAUGCUACCUCGUUACCCGCUCAAUCCCCGACGGCGCCAAAGUGUACGAGUUCGACUAUCCGAUUCGGGUUUUCAAGAGCAUCGCCGUGACAGCUGAUGGCCUUUUCCUCGUCAUUCCUUCGAUCGAUGGCAUGAAGGAUGCCCUCUUGAUCUAUCACGCAAAAACCGGCACGCUGGUACACAAAAUGCCCUUGAAAUACCCGAGUUUCAAGGAUUUCCACAUGGUCGUGCCCUUGCCCAAUAAGCCUACCCAAGUGGCGCUCAUCGACCAAGAUAAAGGGAAUAUCGUUGACAUUCGCACCAAGAAGUUCGUGCGGUCGAUCGCCAAGUGGGGAGGAAAGGUAUCGAAGGACGGGAGAUACGGCCUCUACGCCCCGGCCAGAGGAGGACUGGAGCUGCUGGAACUCCGCCACGGCACCUCCGUCAGGACACUCAUCCCGCGCGUGGCUGAGGGCGUGUUCUCCGUCAUCUGCCUGUUCACGCGCACCGACGAGUAUGUCCUCUACUACCACGGCGGCAGGAAGACGAUUCGGGUCUUUAGACUGACCGACGGCAAGAUGAUCGCGAACUACCGCGUGCAGGCCGAACUGACAGCCAUUGCCGCGAGUGAGGACGGGAGGACCAUCGUGCUGGGUACUGUGGACGGCUGCCUUUCCUCCCUCACCAUUGCCGAUCCCACGAGAAAUGGGAUUAAGGAGUACCUGGCUGAUCUUCCUUCGAGAAAUCCACAGGACCUUCAGGACUACGAGGCCCUCAAUUGCAAGGAGAUAAGCAGGACGAACCUGGCCCCUAGUGGCUCAAAAGAAAAGGUAAGAGAUGGCAUGUCACGUGAUGUGCCAUGUCAUAAAUACAAGGAAGAAGAAGCCAAGCAGAACAUGACCUUCAAACGUGCAGUCAAUAUGGUGAUGCUGACCAACCGCCUUCAGGGAGACUCGUCUUCCUUCUUCGGAAUGAAAAAAGCACAGUCUUAG
Molecule: messenger RNA, 5187 nt
Organism: Penaeus indicus
Lineage: Eukaryota; Metazoa; Arthropoda; Malacostraca; Decapoda; Penaeidae
Product: NACHT and WD repeat domain-containing protein 2-like
Exons: 34
Coding region: 1-5187 (1728 amino acids)
Molecular function (GO): protein binding
Source: RefSeq, a predicted model, not a curated record